AUGGGAGUCUGCCUCUCCUGUCUAGGCGUGGGCCGCCGCGCCAACCACGAGUCUGACCGCGCCCGUCUCCUCUACGAUGACUACCCAGCCGGCCACAGCUACGGGACAUGGGGUUCAUCGACCGUUCCGCCUCAAGAUUUGAUGAGCCCGGAAGAGGUGCAGCGCGAACAAGAAGCUCUGGACGGCAUCGCCCGGUGGGCCAGCGACCAGAUUGUCGAAAUCUUCCCCCACAACCACCGCUCCCUGAUGGUGUCUCUGUCACAGCAGCUCAACGGGGUCAAUCACGCCAGUGCUUUUGACGAACCGAACGCGACGCAGGCCCCCUCUUCCCAACAUCAAGAUAUCCUCUUGUCCUUGAUUCCCGGCGACAAAUCCAAGCGCUCGAUACGCAUCUACCCUGCAUCGCGCCCGACCUCAAAGAGCGGCCUGUCUCUCCGAAGUAAGAGUUCCGUGGGGACAGGGAUGAACAGCAACAGCGGAAAACGGGGAGGGGAUACUGUCCUGGUCACGCUCGAUGUCAACUUGCCUUUGACCGUCCAGGUCAUUCCCGUCGUCAAGUAA
Molecule: messenger RNA, 561 nt
Organism: Fonsecaea erecta
Lineage: Eukaryota; Fungi; Ascomycota; Eurotiomycetes; Chaetothyriales; Herpotrichiellaceae
Exons: 3
Coding region: 1-561 (186 amino acids)
Biological process (GO): positive regulation of TOR signaling; cellular response to amino acid stimulus; lysosome organization
Cellular component (GO): late endosome membrane; Ragulator complex; membrane raft
Source: RefSeq, a predicted model, not a curated record